CAGGAACCGUGGCGCGCGGUGGUAGUGUCGCUUUGUUUCGUGAAGUAACAUUGAUAAUAUCAAUGUUUAUAAACACAUUUUGAUAAGAAACAGAAAUCAAAACGUCUAUUCAUGAAUAAAAUCAAAGAGUUUCGUAGAUUUACGUGUUAAUUCGCGAGUUUAUUUAGUUUUUCUGUUGGAUUUGUACGUUUUAUUCGAGUGUGUAAUCUUGUAUCGGCGAGAACUCAGCAUCGUUGAUUCUGUUGGGACGGUGGAUGAAAAUGUGAAACAAAUGUGUGUUUGUGAACUUUACGUGGUGCUGGACUUGGAGUUGGUACUUUGAGACGAUUGUGGUGGUUCAGAGUUGGGCCAAUAUGAGGUGUUUUGUGUUCGUCUUACUAUUGCCUGCGUGCCUGGCACACCUCAAUGUUUACCUGAGUAGCGCCGAAGUGUGGAGGUUAUUGGGUUUGACUGCUGAGCUGUUCUACGUCCGAGAUGGCCAGAUCAACGAGUAUGCACUUAACUUCGUGGUGCCUGUUCCUGCUACCAUCACGGACUUGCAUUUCACCUGGCAAAGCCUUACUAGGAAACCGUUACCAUACACACUACACGUCGACGUAACGGAUCAACAGAAUGCUAUGCACCCGCCUACCGUCAAUAUAUCAAACGAGGGCUUCGUGCCGACAGAGCCACAAACAUGGCGAGUGGACUUGCCUUGUACGCACACUGUCGCCGCUGAAGUAGACAUCAUUAUAUUUUUGAACGUAUCGACGGGUUCUUCUUCAUCUGCAUUGCGAUUUAGAAGAAAGAAAAUAUGUCUAAAGGAGGCACCGAGACCGGCUGUGAGAGUGGAUAGUGUCCCGCAUGCGCCUACGUCAGCUGACAUAUUUUACGCGGGAGCUGGUUGUGCUGGCGGAGCACUGCUAAUAGCUGCAGUUGCUGCAGCUGCUUGUCGAGCACGAGCGCGAAAGUUACGACGCGCAAGAAGCGAUGAACAAGACGCUCACGCAUUCUUACCAGACUCGUCCUGUAAGUCUGCUGCCAGUUAUACCAGCUACCGACGUCCUACCUCACUGCCUGCUGCGGCAGCUGAAGAAAAAGCUAGAGACCUACAGCAAAGAAUAGCGGAACUGACGAUACAACGGUGCAGAGUGAGAUUGCGUUCUGUGGCCAUGGAAGGAACUUUUGGACGCGUAUAUAGAGGAACCUAUGCUGAUGAAGACGCAAGGGAACAAGAAGUGCUUGUGAAGACUGUCGCUGAACACGCUUCUCAAGUGCAGGUGUCACUGCUACUUCAGGAGGGCUGCAUGUUAUAUGGACUUCAUCAUGAACGGGUAUUGUCGGUCUUGGGUGUCAGUAUCGAAGACCAAACAGCUCCAUUCUUGUUAUACCCCUGGAACUCAACAUGGAGGAACUUGAAGCAGUUCCUUUUGGCCUGUCGUGGUGUGACUGUGGGAGGUGCAGCGGGCGGGGCUCCACCACCGCCGCCUCUGACGACGCAACAUGUUGUCAGAAUGGCUCUCCAUGCAUUGGAUGGACUACUCUACCUUCACUCUCAGCAUGUCUUGCAUAAAGACAUCGCUGCUAGGAAUUGCAUAGUUGACGAAAAUCUCCGAGUGAUGAUUGCGGACAACGCUUUGUCAAGAGAUUUGUUCCCUGCUGACUACCACUGUCUCGGCGACAAUGAGAACAGGCCAAUCAAAUGGUUGGCACUAGAAGCUCUGACGAAGAGACAGUUCAGCCCAGCCGCUGAUGUCUGGGCGCUAGGAGUUUUAUUAUGGGAGCUGACGACGUUAGCGCAUCAGCCUUAUGCUGAGGUAGAUCCCUUCGAAGUAGCUGCCUAUCUAAGGGACGGCUACCGGUUACAGCAGCCAGCCAAUUGCCCAGAUGAAUUGUUCGCGGUGAUGGCGUACUGUUGGGCGAUGUCGCCGGACGACCGGCCGACGUUGCCGCAGCUUCAGAUCUUCCUGCGGGACUUCCACACACAACUCACGAGAUUCGUGUAAACCAUUCCUUAGAAACUUUUAAAGACAUCCCAAAGACGACAAUAAAGUGUUAAGUACUUCAAGUUGAAAUGUUGGACACGAGGCCUUACAGUGAAGUGCGAGUGACAGUGUUCGUGUACAGUGACAAAGUUAAAGAGACUGAUUUUUAUACGUUUAUUGAGUUGUAAAUUAUUUAAUUCACAUAGUUAUCACAUAUUUAGUUUUUAUCUUCAUGUGCUGUAUUUUACUAAGGAUUUACUGUUUUGACCGUGAUUUUGAAAAAUGAUAGUAAUCUCCAGAACGCUGUUUUAGCGAAAAUAAUGCCAAUAAAAUACUUGAUAAAGAUUGAUCAAUUUAGGUCGUACUGACAUAAAAGUCGUAAAGAAAUAACAGUAUGCCAUAUUUGAUAGUGAACACCAAAUGUAGCAAUUAUUCUAUUUAGAACGAUCUCAUUUAGUAGUGUUAUUUGUAACAAAUUACCAACAACAUAUGGCAAACGAAUGCAGUGUAGCGAAUGAAGUAAGCUUGCUCAGCUGAGCAUGAUGUCUCAGGAAUUAUUGAACAAAAUAUAGCCAAAACAGUAUUUCCUUUAAGUUCCUUCAAAACCGAGAUAAAUUCAUAAUUGUUUUGUUUUCCUACGAUAAAACCAUUUCUUUGAUUCGAUUAAAUAGUUAUUAACGUUUCAAUAGUAUUUAUUACACAUUGUCGAAUUAAAGAAGUCAGGUCGUUCAAGAACUUACAACCGUACUUUUUAUUUGAACCGAAAAAUAUCCUUUCGCCGAUUUUUCGGGUUAAAUCAAAAGUCGUACUGGCUAUCAUAAUUACCAAGGACAUUGAAAAAAAUGCGGACACAGUCUCUUGAAAAACGACUGUGGCACCUGGUUACUAUAAAUUCACACGCAAAAUACACACACAUUGACACGAAGGACAUCUGUGACAUGGCCCGCCAUUACACUUCUUUAUGUCGCGGAGAACCUAACGGGUAACCGGGGCUCCAGCUCGAAGUGAGAAGGAUCGGGGUGGUUUUUAGUCAGUA
Molecule: messenger RNA, 3000 nt
Organism: Spodoptera litura
Lineage: Eukaryota; Metazoa; Arthropoda; Insecta; Lepidoptera; Noctuidae
Gene: dnt
Product: tyrosine-protein kinase Dnt
Biological process (GO): positive regulation of kinase activity; cell surface receptor protein tyrosine kinase signaling pathway; multicellular organism development
Cellular component (GO): plasma membrane; signaling receptor complex
Molecular function (GO): protein kinase activity; ATP binding
Source: RefSeq, a predicted model, not a curated record